Messenger RNA from Rattus rattus (black rat), 534 nucleotides. RefSeq names its product seminal vesicle secretory protein 6-like. The record is from RefSeq and is a predicted model, not a curated record. Lineage: Eukaryota; Metazoa; Chordata; Mammalia; Rodentia; Muridae. The coding region runs from base 18 to 317 and encodes 99 amino acids. The transcript has 4 exons.
AGACCCUUCCUGACAAGAUGAGUCCCACCAGGUUCUUCCUCCUUACAGUGCUCCUUGUUCUGGUGACAGAAGCAGCCUCAAGGAGGCCCCGUGAGAAAUUCUCACAGUCGGCUGAAGACUUUUCUAGUGAAAGUUCUGAAGCAAAACUCCCCAAAAGCAUCAUCCGUGAGGAUGUCUAUGAGGAAAAGAAGUUUACACGAGAUAUGGCCAGCAGCGAUGAUGGCGACGACAAGAGGAGUUUAUCUGCAGGGGAAAUAGAGCGGUCUUUCACACGGAAAAAGGACAAGCCACGGUUUGCACAAGAAAUGAAUGAAUAAAAUGACUACAAAGGAACUGAAGACCUGGACAGAAAUAAUGGAGCCAUACAGUGUCAAUGAAGCUUGUCUUGUCUUCAGGAUGGAGAGACUCCUGGGAGGUCCCAGACACAAUUCAUGGAUUUCAUUUCCUUCUCAAACUUGUUUUUGAGAUUCCUAAACCCAAUGGUUAUGAAAAUAUCAUUUUUCCAAUAAAAAGAGAACAUUUCGCAUCAUUACG